Molecule: messenger RNA, 5046 nt
Organism: Ceratitis capitata (Mediterranean fruit fly)
Lineage: Eukaryota; Metazoa; Arthropoda; Insecta; Diptera; Tephritidae
Gene: pwn
Product: flocculation protein FLO11
Exons: 9
Coding region: 466-4962 (1498 amino acids)
Molecular function (GO): calcium ion binding
Source: RefSeq, a predicted model, not a curated record
UAAUUCAUAAAGUAAUUUUUUCAAAAUAUAUAAUCUUCUACGGAGUUUUGAGCAACCCGGCAUUGGUCAUACGUUUGUGUUGUUUCCUUUUCUUCUUUUGAACAUUGUUUGCUGAUAGUAAACUUCAUUUUGCGAUUUUCACGCUCUGCGACACUCACUGCAACGCUAUUCCAACGACUUGCAGUGCAAGUGUGCAUGCGUGUGGAUUAAGCUGAUGCUGUCUUUGCUGCUGCUGCUACAGCCAUCACUGUUGUAACGAGACGCGUGUAUAAAGUGAAGCAUGUAGCUCUGUUUCGAAUGUAAGCAAACAUGAAGACGCACAACUCAUGUAUAGACGAGAAAUAAAAAAUAAAAUAAAAAACAAACGACUUGAUAAAUAUAUUUUGUUUUGCUUAUAAAAUAGUACAAAAAUAUCGACACAGAACUUAAAAUAAAAAACAACAACAACAAUUUCUAUUAUUGAUUAUGUGCGGCAGAGUGGAGCGACACAAGCGCACGGGGCAGCCAAUGAACGUAGCGGCUACCACAGCAACAACAACCGCUACAACAACAACAGUGAUGACAAUAACUAAACGACGAAAAUCUCACAAAAGCCAAAUUUCCACACCAACAAACAGUAUAUUAAUGAAGAAGAAGAAGACAACCACAAGUUGGUCACUUCCAAUGACGACGUUGAUGCAGCGCAGCGGACCGAAAAGCGCUCUAAGUUGGCUGGGUUUAUUAACGUUGCUACUGCUGUUGUUGGCGACACGUAAUACUGAAUGUCGGCAAGACGAGUUCGGCCAUCCUUCCAUAUCGCAAAUUUCACCGAAAUCCGCAAGUUAUUUAAUACACGAAGACGCACCUUUCUUACACACCACAGCCAAUAUGCGGCUCGAGAGCACAAUUGCGGACACAUCGAACAACAAUGUCGACCAGAGCUCGCUAACGACGGGUGACGACACUCUGAGUCGCGAUGAUAAUGAAACACGUCAGCACUUACGUGUGGAACGUUCUGCAUUGCCAAUAUUGACGGACAACUAUCCGAAAUCCGGUCCUAAUGAUGUACAUUUUCCAAGUGAUACAGAGAAGGAAGCUGGCGCCGGUCGUUAUUUCCAGUAUAAUAUAAAACCGACUGGCACACUAAACGAGGCGAGCUCUGAAGCGCCGGAGCGCACACAACGCGCACGUGCGGGCAAAACUUUUAAACCCUCUUUCACUGGCAUAGCAACUGCGACAAUGGCCGCAGAUGAGACCUCAUCAUCGGAGUCUUUUUUAGCGAAAGGGGGCCUGCGACCGCUUACGUCGGGGUCCCCGAUCAUUCCGACGCGCAGUUUUGCUACCUCGACGGCGGUCAGUGCCACGGUUACGCCGCAUAAUCCGCGUCAAAACUCCAAUCCCGAUAUACAAGACAUAAUAACGGGCAUUGUUAAGUUGUUGAAUGGAAAUGUUAAUGUGCAUGCCAAUACGCAGGGUCUACGACGUCCGUCGGCUAGUCGCAUCAACAAUCGUGGGCCGCCGCGUAUCUCGGAUGUGCAAAAUUUACCGAUAGAUUAUGAAACACAAAAGAAACCGCUGGGCUCAUCUAUACGUCCACCGCCAUAUACGGGCCCAUUUGAUAGGCCAGAACGGCCAUUCAUUACCGGCGUACCGAUACCAGAGCAAAUUGUACCCUUGAGACCAGGUUUCAUUAGUCAACGUCCGCCAUGGCAUCGUCAAAAACCGCGACCGCCAAUUACUACCGCAAUCGGCGGCAGACGUCCGAUACCACAAUAUAAACCCUUACCCAACUCACAAUUAUCGCCACCGGCCGCAGAGGAGUCUGCGGCGCCGGUUAAAGAGACGCUUGAAGCACCGACGCAGCCACACUCGGGAGAGACAGAAAUUUCCUUGCCUCCAGAUUACAAUGAUGCAAAUGGCGACAUACCAAAACCAACUGAUGCCACCUACGAUUCGGAAUUCUCAAAUGAAGAUACAAACUCACAAUAUAUUGAAGUAUCCGAUCAGGACUCCAACGAGACUGCCGACACAGCCCCAUUGGUGGGAGAAAAUUCGGAAAUGGAAGAGGAUGAAUUAACGUCAAUGCAAGUCUCUCCGCCGCCUGUGAAGAAAGAUGAGCAGAGCACUAAAAAGAAACCUGUGAAGCAUAAGACAACCGACAAAAAGAAGCACACACAAGAAGAUUAUACAACAAUCAUCAAUACAAGCUCCGUAGUGCACACAGAAAUGCAAAUGUCGUCUACAUAUGCGCCAAUGCCAAUGCCGCAUGGUGAGGGUGUCAACCUAGAUCCAUCUACAGAGGAAGUUAUCUUCAUGACACCCAGUAAAACACCUUCAUUGGAGAUAAACUCGAAGAACGCCGAGACAAGUUCGGUUUCGUUGAUAGAAACUCAGAGCUCAAUUGUUAACACACCCUUAACAACUAUAGCCCAGAGUACAGUCGCCACUCCUAGUCCACCAAGUAGGACUGAGUUGCUAGCUACAAUUCCACCCGAUCCAACUAACAUUACACCUAAACCACCUUCUACCACUACUACCACCACCACUAAGCUAUUUACUACCACUUCUACCACCACCACUACCGCUCCUAUUUCAGUCGCUCCGCCCGCGUCGACCUCUACUAAUGACAUACCAGCAACAGUAUCUCAACCCCCAAAUGACUAUCAACCUCGUCCAGGUAUUGUGCUCGACGAUCCCGAAUUCAAACCGGGCGGCCGACCCCGACCACCACGUCCACACUCACCCCGCCCUGUUGAUGGGCAACAGCAACCGCCUGUGCAUAUUCAGCCCACGCGACAACACUUACCUCCUGGUUAUGGUGAAAUAUUCGACGUGACACUUUCGGCUAUACAAGGUCCCGGUUCGGUGGGUGGUUCCCAGCAGACAAUCAAUAUUAAACCAUAUGGAUCUUAUGGCAACAGUGGUGGUCAGCAAGCGGACAUAAUAGUGUCUGCAGCAGGUGAUGAUGGUUUUGUUUCAAUCGAUGGUAAGCGUACUUACAUCAAUCUCUUUGGUGAUCCAACAGAUCCGCCCGUUGGUGUGCCCACUACGCCAGCGACAGCCAUACCACAACUUCCUGGUAGCGGUGUGACUCUAGGUAGCGGUGCUGGUGGUGGUGGUGGCAGCGGUAUUGGUAGCAGUGGAAAUGGUGGCACCGGCGGAAGUAAUGUAGUCACACAGAACAAUCUAUCCAGUUUGGGUGCGGGAUAUGGCGUACCGGAGACAGAGAUUGUGGAUUUGGAGCCUACAAAAUCGCAGAGUGCAAAACCACAAUCGCCAACUACCAUCGCUGGACCAACAAGACCACACUACCGCUCGAGGCCAACUCAACCACCUGUGCGAAUCGACACGUGCAUUGUGGGCGACGACUCUACUUGUGAUCAAGCUCAACACGAACGUUGCAAGACAGAUAAUGGCGUUUCCAGCUGUCAUUGUCGACCAGGUUAUUCCCGACGGAAGCAUCGUGAACCCUGUAGGAAGGUCAUCUCAUUCUAUCUGGGCAUGCGUGUGGACCGUAUUUACGAACAUCGUAUUGUGUGGGACAAUAAAUUGUUAGAUAAACAUAGCGAGCCAUACGGACAGUUGAGCUACGAAUCGAUACGAGCGAUUGACUCUGCCAUGUCUAUGACCCCCUACUCUGACGAAUUUAUGGAUGCACGAGUCAACAAUAUUUACCGUGGUGACCCCAAUCUCGGUGGUAGUGGCGUCUUUGUGAACAUGACGAUCAAACUUGACGAAAGCGUUGAAACGUUGCGUCCAAACCUACGCGCCGAUGUGCAAAAACAUUUGUUGGGCGUACUCCACAGACGCAAUAACAACAUUGGCAACUCUGUACUCUAUGUGACAUCACCUGAAGGCUCCAUUACCGCGCUACAUGAUCUGGACGAGUGCCAGUCACGCGAGCUGAACGACUGUCAUGCCAGUGCCAGCUGUUCCAAUUCUUGGGGCACCUUCCGCUGUACCUGUGAGACUGGUCUCCGCGAUCCAUGGGCUGAUCAACCACAGCGCGCCGGCCGCGACUGUCAAUCAUGUCCAGACACAUAUUGCAACAGCCGCGGCACUUGCAGUUACAACGAUGAAGGCAAUCAAGUUUGCGCUUGUGAUUCCAGUCAUUAUGGCGGUCAAUGUGAGAUUGACGGCGAGGUUUUGGGUGUGGCUAUUGGCGCUUCUUUGGCUGCGGUUAUCAUCAUCGUUUUGACUUUGGUAUGUCUAAUAAUGUGGUCACGUCGUUGGCAACGCGAACAGAAAAAUGCUAUCGGUUCGCCAGUGUUUGGCUACAUGAAUACAGCGCCAAUGAAGUCGGCGGGUCUGCCUGGCCAAGCGGGCUAUCAAGUGACUCUAGAGGAUCGCAUGCGCUGGGCGCAAAUCGCAGAUGUAAUGGCACAGACAAACCAUUACGGGGUAAGUCCGAUUGCCGAACCAGUUGGGCCGACACGUCCGUCUUCAGCUAUGUUCGCCUACCCGAAUCUGCAGUCUAUGGGUAUGGGCACGAUGGGCGGUGGUAUGUCGAUGCAGGGCACCAUGCAAAUGCACCAGGCUGGCAGUAUGGCACCACCAGUACCUCUGCCACGGUAUGAGUGCGUAUACCCCUCAGACAAUUCCUCAAAUACGAAUAAAAAAAGACUGGGGUUGAGUUCCCGAUCGAAUGGCAUGCGAACGUUGGAGAAUUCCAGCUCGAGCGAGGAGGAAGAUCGAACGGAUCUGCUUGGGCGUAAUUUCCAAGUACCACGACCAAAGAGUAGAAGUAAUGGAAGCAUAGCGAACCAAUCGGGCAUCUACUACGAUGUGGACUAUGAGCCAUCUGGCAAUGGUAUUGGCAAUACGAGUGUAGAUCAUCUAUAUGGUUCACAAAAUCAGUCAUCAUCCCAUUCACACACGCACUCACACACACACAGUGGCAAUAACCAUAUACCAGGACCGCAAGGCAUACCAAUGAGCACGUAUACGUCAGGACGAGCGCCGAGUAGUUACUACAUGAAAUGAAAUGGAUGGCAGGAGUAGUUUGUGGAGUAGAUUAUUUAGUAUAUGUAUGUAUUUGUAAUGUUUGUAUGUAAUUAAAAUUAUAUA